Messenger RNA from Cygnus atratus (black swan), 1313 nucleotides. RefSeq names its product RNA binding motif protein 34 (gene RBM34). Gene Ontology annotation, molecular function: RNA binding. Bases 45 to 1247 code for a protein of 400 amino acids. The transcript is spliced from 11 exons. The record is from RefSeq and is a predicted model, not a curated record. Lineage: Eukaryota; Metazoa; Chordata; Aves; Anseriformes; Anatidae.
GCCGGAAGUGACGAACCCCCCUCGCCCUUCGACUCGCCGCAGCCAUGGCGGCGUCCCGGGGAGCCGCGGAGCCGUUGCCCGGGGCCGGCGGCGAGUACGUGGUGGGGCAGGUGCUCGGCAGCCUCUUCCCCGGCACCGGGGCGGCGGCGCGGCCGCUGGACAGCCUCUUCCGCGCCGCCGCCCCGCCGCCCGUGCUGGUGGCCGUGCCCAGGGAAAAUAAGAAGAGAAAGCAUCCAGAAGCAGAGAAAGCAUCAGAAGAUCAGAGCUCGUCUAACAGGCAAGAACCUCCUAUAAAAGUGAAGAAAACAAGAAAAAAGGAGCUUUCAAAAGCAGGGAAAAAGUUGGCAAACAGGGAGAGUGCUUUAGAACAGGCAGAUGAAGAAGAGGAGCAAAAACUAUUUCAAAGCAAAGUGAAACGGGCUUCUCGUGCCAUCGCCAAAAGUGGUGUUAAUUCAGAAACUCUAAAACAACAAAAGAAAAAAAAUGAGGCAGAAGAAAUGAUAAAAAACAAAAGAACAGUGUUUGUUGGAAACCUACCUGUCAACUCCACUGCUCAGAUGCUGAAAUCUCUUUUUAAAGAAUAUGGACAAAUAGAAUCCAUUCGAUUCCGUUCUGUGGUUCCAGCAGAAGACACUUUAUCCAAAAAGUUAGCAGCAAUAAAGCGUAAGAUUCACCCUAACGUGAAGUACAUUAAUGCUUAUGUUGUAUUUAAAGAAGAAUGUGAUGCCAUUAAGGCUCUAAAAAAAAACGGAACAGAAAUUGCUAGCGGAUUUCACAUCAGAGUUGACAUUGCAUCAAAAAACAGUUUGCAUGACAAUAAACGUUCUGUAUUCUUGGGAAAUCUCUCAUAUGACAUCAGUGAUGAUGCCGUGAGAGAACACUUUGCUGACUGCGGAGAUGUGGUAGCAGUGCGAAUUGUGAGAGACAGGCAGACGGGCAUGGGGAAGGGCUUUGGCUACAUUCUCUUCGAGAAUACGGAUGCCGUGCAUCUCGCUCUGAAACUCAACAACUCCGAUCUGAUGGGAAGGAAGGUGCGAGUGAAGCGCUGCGUUGAGAAGGGGAAAGCCCCGCAGCGAGCUCCAAACCAGCCUCGUGGUCCUAAGGACAGAGCUCGUGCCGCGUUAAAAACCAAGGGCGUUUCUAACGGCUCGUUUGUCGGUGAAAAGGCAAGCCCGUCAACAAAGAGCACCAAAACAAAGAGACUGAAAAAAAGUGUUACCAAGAAGAAAGUUGGGAAAAACAAAUAGCCUUUUGCACAGCCCAGGGAGGCGUGUAAAGCCGUUGCGUAUUUUUAAUAAAACCUGUGAAUAGAA